AUGCCUGGAGUUCACACAUUCUACGAUGGCUCUCGAAUAUUGGAGCCUGUGGCCGAAGGGAUUGGAGUCGAGGUGGAUAUAGUAGGUUUUUAAAGGUUACUUACGUUACUCUAGUUACAAAUAUUAACUUUGAAGAAAAACUAAUUUGUUUAAAAUUUGGGCGAAAGUGCUAAAAUGUACCCAAAAAUAAGUGUUUUGAUAUCUCAAUAUACAAAUGAACGUAUAUUUUAAUGGCCAAGUGUUUUUUAAUCUUUUUUUGCCAGUUAUCUUGCCAUGUUUAUUGUUACAACGUAGUAAUAACGUUAUUAUUACAACGUGUUUCAGCUAAAUUUGGUUUUCUGCCAAAUAAUCUCGAUUCCAAUGGCCAUAUUGUACAGAAACUAUCUUGGACCAGAAACAGUCUCACGGAACAUACGAUUAUGGUCCUCAACAGUUGUAGGCUUGGUACUUUGUUAUUUCUGUUAUGGAAAGUAAGUUGUUUAGUAUAUAAUAGUGUUCUAAUUGUUUAGUUUUAUUCAGUUUUAUUCAAAAAGUGAGGGUUUUGUGACAAGAAAUCUUUCAAAUAGUUUGUUUACUUAAUUUUUGAUGAAGAUUGUAAUUUAGACAUUUAAACUUACAAUUAUGAAGACACUUUUUGGCUUCAACUUUUGAAUCCUAUACCUAAAUUAAUAUAAAUCAUGUUUUAGUGCCAUAAAACAUCCCAUAGCUUUAAUCGCGGCAUCGUAUUCGAUUAUGCGAUGGUCCCCAUCUGUAUAUGUACAUAAAUUGGUGUUUUGUUUUUCUAUGGGAUACUUAAUAUUUAUUCACUGGUUCCGAUGGUACGUACUAACUAGUUAUUCAAUAGACAUCACUGGUCCCAUGAUGGUGCUAACCCAGAAGGUGACUACAAUGGCGUUCUCAUUACAUGAUGGAAAGGUCAAGAAGACCGACGAACUUACUCCUAUUCAGAAGAGAGAGGCCUUAAAGUAGGUAUUUUAUUAAUCUUCGUCGUAAUAUAACAGUUUAUUUAUAAAUUGUUUGGAGAAUAACUUAUCCUUAAUGUAAUAUUAUAAUAUUGUCGUUUAGUGAGAUGCCAUCGGUAUUGGAAUACAUGAGUUAUCUGUUUCACUUCCAAACCAUUCUCACAGGCCCCUUGUGCUUCUACGCUGAUUACAUCGACUUCGUUGAUGGUAAAGAAAUGUCAGAAGAAGAAAGGAGGGUAAGUCAUCGUGUUUUGGUAUAAUAGCUGAAUUUAGAAGAUCAAUGUGUGGCAAGGUGCUCUACCAAAAUUACUGACAUCUCUCGUCUUGAUGAUCAUCGUGGCCAUCUUCCAAAAUGACUACAAGCCAGAAAUCAUCGUUCAACCAGACAAGCUGUUAAUGCCGGCGUAUAGAUGGUGGAUGUUGUACUGGUUCGUCAUCUUCCUGAAGCGCGUACAAUAUUACUAUGCUUGGACGGUCGCUGAUGGAAUCGCGAAUCUGAGUGGAUUCGGAUUCAAUGGUUACGAUGAAGACCACCGACCCAAAUGGGACUUGAUCAGUAACGUGCACAUCAUGAAAUUCGAGGUAUUGAUAUUUAUUAAAAAUAUCAUUUGGCGUUAAGAGAAUAUCAUUUGUGAAGCUCCCAUUUAUUCUUACAGGCUUAACUUUAAUGCUUUUAGCUGGCCUUUAAUUUCAAAGAAAGCCUUGACAAUUGGAACAUAACUACAAUGUAUUGGCUACGGAGGGUAGCCUACGAAAGAGUACCCAAGAAAUAUGGUACUGUAGCAACGUACAUGUUGUCCGCAAUGUGGCACGGUUUCUUCUUAGGGUACUACAUGACCUUCUUGACUGGAGCACUUAUGACUUUGGCCGCCAGAACUGUAAGUUUGAGUUAGCUUCUUUUAUCCCUAGGCGAAUGUAUAAUGCUGAUAAUGUGUUCUUGUCUGCAUUAGUGUUAUGUACACGCUUUCAGGCCCGACGUUGUCUGCGAUACAGAUUCCAACAAACAUUAUUCUGGAGCCGUACUUACGACGUUAUCACGUUUUUAGUAACCAAAACCUCGAUGGCCUACACUACAUUCCCCUUCGUCACCCUACACUUGUAUCCAGCUCUGUACCUUUACAAGUAAGUCGAUUGACAGUUUUCCUCAAGUACAUUUCAGGCAGCUUAACUUCUCUUAUCACAUAUUGGCCUUGUCCAUCAUAUUUUUGCUACCUCUUAUCUUGCCACCUCAACGUCGAUCGAAUGUCGUCGAAGCCAGGAAAAUAGAGUAA
Messenger RNA from Bursaphelenchus okinawaensis, 2233 nucleotides. The record is from the annotation of a GenBank genome assembly. Lineage: Eukaryota; Metazoa; Nematoda; Chromadorea; Rhabditida; Aphelenchoididae.